This is a messenger RNA of Salvia miltiorrhiza (redroot sage), 2255 nucleotides long. RefSeq names its product putative receptor-like protein kinase At3g47110. The record is from RefSeq and is a predicted model, not a curated record. NCBI's taxonomy places the organism in Eukaryota, Viridiplantae, Streptophyta, Magnoliopsida, Lamiales, Lamiaceae. Gene Ontology annotation, molecular function: ATP binding; protein binding; protein kinase activity. Gene Ontology annotation, biological process: protein phosphorylation. The transcript has 2 exons. Bases 141 to 2066 code for a protein of 641 amino acids.
GGAGGGGAGGAGCAGAGGAUUUGAGCUUCGUCGCCUCAUUGAAGAACGCUACAAACUUAGCUAGUUUAGGCCUAGAUGGAAACAGCUUUGGUGGGGUGCUGCCUCCUGCAUUUUGGAACCUCUCCACCACCAUUUCAAGGAUGUUCUUGAGCCAGAAUCAGAUCUCCGGCACUAUUCCAGACGACAUGGGGAAGUUUGUCGAGCUGCAGGAUCUAAGGGUGAACAAUAACAGAUUCUUAGGCAUGAUCCCUUCUAGCAUAGGACGCCUUCGAAAUCUGCAGUUCUUGGACUUGUCUGGCAACGAUUUCUCGAGCAGAAUCCCCUCUACUAUUGGAAAUUUGAGCCUUCUGCUUUAUAUGUAUCUCUCUUACAACAAUCUUGGCAGUUUUAUACCAUCAAGUAUUGGGAAUUGCCAGAAGCUGUUGGAGUUGAAUCUAUCUCGGAACGGUUUGACUGGUUCUCUACCUAAAGAAGUUGUGAGCAUUCCCUCAUUGAGAAGCAUGGAUCUUUCUCAAAACCAGCUGAACAGCACUCUUCCUGCAGAGAUUGGAAGCCUGAAGAAUCUCGAGUACUUCAAUGUUUCAAGAAACGGACUCGUUGGCAGUGUGCCUAACAGCGUUGGUGGCUGCGUGAAGCUGGAGUUCCUCGACUUGCAAGGGAAUUCCCUCCGAGGGAAUAUCCCUUCAAGCCUCAGCGCAUUGAGGGGCCUUCGAGUUCUAGACCUUUCGCGCAACAGAUUUGAUGGCCUCGUCCCAGAGUACUUGGCAGAGUUCACCUUGUUAGCCUUGAACCUCUCGUUCAAUGAUCUUGAAGGCGCGUUGCCUCAAGGUGGCGUGUUCAAUAAUGCAAGCGCAGUUUCAGUAGCCGGGAACCCUAAGCUCUGCGGAGGCGUGCCUGAGCUCAGACUACCAAAAUGCAAUCUCAAACACCACAAGAAGUCGAACUUGAAGUUGAAGAUAGUGAUGAUCUCUACUACAUUAGCAUUAGCUGUCAUUGUUGGUGGUGCUCUUGUCUUCUUUUGUCUGAAGAGAAGGAGGCCUCCGCCUCCGUCUAAUCCAUUUGCCAAUACUCUGCUGCAAGUGUCGUACCAGACGCUCUCCCAAGCCACGGGCGGAUUUUCAGAGGAGAGCUUACUCGGUGCUGGCAGCUACGGAGCAGUGUACAGAGGAGCUCUUGGAGAAGACGAGAAGCUCGUUGCGGUGAAAGUGUUGAACCUUUCGCAGCGUGGAGCUGUGAGAAGCUUCGUAGCUGAGUGUGAGGCGUUGAGAAACAUCAGGCACCGGAAUCUUGUCAAAGUAGUCACGGCUUGCUCCGGCUUUGAUCUGCAGGGGAAUGACUUCAAGGCCUUGGUUUAUGAGUUCAUGCCUAAUGGCAGCCUCGACGACUGGCUGCACCCGGAUCCAGACGAAGAGGAUCAGAGACGAGGGCGAGCCAGGAGACUAGGCCUAGCUCAGAGGGUCAGCAUUGCCAUAGAUGUUGCAUGUGCAGUUGAUUAUCUGCACCAGCAAUGUGCAGAGCCUAUCAUCCAUUGUGACAUCAAGCCGAGCAACGUCCUACUAGACGAUGACCUAGUCGGGCACGUGGGCGAUUUCGGGCUUGCAAGAUUCCUCACUAAAGCUACAACACAUCAACAGAGUUCUAGCCUGAUCAGAGGCACCAUUGGCUACACUGCUCCAGAAUACGGGUUUGGAGGCGAGCCAACAACGUGUGGUGAUGUGUACAGCUUCGGAAUCCUGCUGUUGGAGAUGUUCAGUGGCAGAAGGCCAACAGAUGAGAUGUUCAGAGAUGGAUUUGGGAUUCAUAGCUUUGUUGGGAACUGUCUGGUCGAGGAAGCUAAGGAGGUCGUAGAUCCUUGGCUCUUGAGAGAAAUGGAAGAUGCAGUGAGAUUCAGCAUUGGUGAUGGAGAUCAAAGCUUCAUGGAACAGCAUAAGCUUAGACAGUUAGUGUUUGAGGUUCUUAACGUUGGAGUUGCUUGCUCGGUCGACUCGGCCAAGGAGAGGAUGACCAUUUCUGAUGCGGUUGGUAGGUUGCAGUCCAUCAGAGACUGUGUUGCAAACGGGCGAUGAUAUCGUCGGGGAUGCCACAUCGGAUCCACGCCUCCGAGUGUGGAAUGAUAGCCCCAUGUGUUAUAUUAGGUGUAGACUUAGGGGAUGUAUUUAAUUCGGAUUUUAAAAAAUCUUCAAUUAUAACUCUUAAAUAUCCAUCGAAUCUGGUGAUAUUGAAAAUUUGUAGGAUUCUAAUAUAUCAUGAAUUUU